UCUUAUCAUUAUUGCAUAAUAAAUGGAGUUCUCUAUGCAUAAUAAUUAUUAACCUACAAUGUUAAAAUCGUAUACUAAUGACUUGACAUUUUUUAGUUAAAUAAUAUUUCGUAAAUAAUUAAAACAAGUAUAACUAAGGAAUUAAAUAUAAAAUGACUCGAGGUACUGAGCUUAUUAAAUCUGUCAUAGAACGUAUUAGUACAUCUAGUGGUUUUGGAAGGUGUAUGAAAAAUGUUAGAAUACUUUCUGCAGGAGAUGGCAAUUGUAAAGCUGAAUUCACUGUCUCUGAUGAACAUUUAAAUCUUGGUGGCUCAUUACAUGGUGGUUUUACAGCAACUAUUAUUGACUGCGUUUCAACUUACGCUUUGAUGACUUAUAAGACUGGUGCUCCAGGUGUUUCUGUUAACAUGAACAUUUCAUACAUGAAACCUGCGUUUCCUGGUGAAGUGGUUGAAGUUGAUGCUAAAACUAUACGCGCUGGUCGUACUCUAGCAUAUCUUACAGUAGAUCUCACCAAAAAUAAUGGUAAAGAUAUUAUUGCUAAUGGAAACCAUGUAAAAUUUAUCUUAUAAAGAAAUAUCUAGAUUUUUAAUAAUUAUUAUGUAAUAUACUACGUAAAGAUAUAUA
Molecule: messenger RNA, 627 nt
Organism: Polistes dominula (European paper wasp)
Lineage: Eukaryota; Metazoa; Arthropoda; Insecta; Hymenoptera; Vespidae
Product: acyl-coenzyme A thioesterase 13
Molecular function (GO): fatty acyl-CoA hydrolase activity
Source: RefSeq, a predicted model, not a curated record